Molecule: messenger RNA, 2804 nt
Organism: Glycine soja
Lineage: Eukaryota; Viridiplantae; Streptophyta; Magnoliopsida; Fabales; Fabaceae
Product: phospholipase A1 PLIP1, chloroplastic
Exons: 6
Coding region: 433-2550 (705 amino acids)
Biological process (GO): lipid metabolic process
Molecular function (GO): glycerophospholipid phospholipase A1 activity
Source: RefSeq, a predicted model, not a curated record
ACAUGCCUCACAGAGGAAUCAGAGACAGAGAGAGAGAAGGGUCCCUGCUUCUGAUCUGAACACAUAAAAUUAUUUUAUUUUAUUCACCGUGUUGGAUCUGAAUCUCUGGGAACCAAUUGUUGCACUAUAAAAUAGAGAGAACCUCGUUUUUCAAUAAUAUUAAAUGCUAGUUUCCUCAUUCCACCAUAUGCAUACCAUUGGCAGAAGCUAUACCUGUCUUGUCCAGCUAGCAUCUAUGGACGCCAUUGUCGGAGCUUGAUCAUGGUUGUCUUCGCUGAAUGUUCUUCCCAAUAGAGGUUCUGUUCUGUACAUUCAUUGCUUACUUGCCUCUCCGGGUAAGUACAUGCAUUUUUCAUGUUCUUUGUUUUCAUUGUUCUGCUUGUUCUCUGUGCUUGUUAAUGAUUUUUGUUCAGCUCCUUGAAUUGCCCAACCAUGCAACAAGUGUCAAACACUGGAAUCAGCAUGGCUUACACUGCAGUUGCCAUGCCUACAUCUCCAGCAGCUACCUCUGCAACUAUGGACAUUGCAAAAGAGCAUAAUGGUCUUCGCCGCUCGCAAUCCAGCAAAGAACUAUGCACACGUUCCAUUAUGCGGAGGUCUUAUUCUGACAACCACCUAUGUUGCUCCAUCAAUCGCAUACAAGCCACAUCAGUGCCGCCAAAACUUAAGAGCAAUCGAUCAAUGGGCAUUUCCCCAUUUCAAUUUUCAGGCUCCAUGCUUCCAAAUUCACUGCGCUCCUUCUUGUUUGACCCAGAAACAAGCAAGGAUGUAAGUGUGGAGGAGAAGGUUGUAAGUAUUGAGGAAAACAUGGUGGAAAGCAGCAAAGAAGAGAUAGCGAAUAGAGCCAACUGGGUAGAGAGGCUUAUGGAAAUCAAGAAACAUUGGAGAAACAGACUGCCGAAAGAAAGCAUGGAUCCAGAUGCAAUAUGCAACGAAAAUACGUAUGAUGAAUGUGAAUGUGAUGGAGAUGGAGAUGACAAUGUUUGUGUGGUGGGUGAAGAUGAAGAUGAGCAGGAAGUGACAUAUGAUUGCGACUCAUUCUCAAACUUUCUGGUUCAAGUACCAUGGUCUGAUACCAAACUAUACUCUCAACUUGCUUUCCUGUGCAACAUGGCCUAUGUAAUACCCCAAAUCAAGGCUAAGGACUUGCGAAGAUACUACAGCCUUCAAUUUAUAACAUCUUCUUUAGAGAAGAAAGUUGAAGUGGCCAAGUUAAAAGUGAAACUUGAUCAAGACUCCACUCGUGUUCCUAUAGAUGACUCGGAUGUCUCAGAGAAAGGCAAAGACAGUAUAAAGAAGCCUCAAAUCAAACUAGCUUAUGAUAUUGCUGCCUCAGCAGCCUCUUAUGUCCAAUUACGAGCGAAGGAUCUCUUACACCGUGCUGCUAAGUCACGAGACACACAACAGACUGAAAAUGAAGAUUCUAAUGGAAGAGGAGACUCACCACGAGAAGAGCUAGAAAGCACUUCGCGAGGUUACAAAUCAGAGGUUGCAGCUUAUGUUGCAGCGUCCACAAUGACAGCAGUGGUUGCAGCAGGGGAGAAGGAAAAACAAGAAGCAGCAAAUGACCUCCAAUCACUUCAUUCCUCACCUUGUGAAUGGUUUGUUUGUGAUGAUCCCGGCAAUUACACUCGAUGCUUUGUAAUUCAGGGCUCUGACUCCCUGGCAUCUUGGCAAGCAAACCUCUUCUUUGAGCCCACCAAAUUCGAGGACACAGACGUACUUGUUCACAGAGGAAUUUAUGAGGCUGCAAAAGGAAUAUACAAGCAAUUCAUGCCAGAAAUAAUGGAGCAUUUGAAGAGACAUGGGGAUCGUGCUAAGCUUCAGUUCACUGGGCACUCCCUUGGGGGUAGUCUCUCUCUUUUGGUUCAUUUGAUGCUAUUGACUAACAAGGUUGUGAGUCCCUCCACUCUUCGACCAGUAGUAACUUUUGGCUCACCAUUUGUAUUCUGUGGAGGCCAACAAAUAAUCAAUGAGCUAGGCCUGGAUGAGAGCCAAAUCCACUGUGUGAUGAUGCAUAGAGAUAUUGUUCCCAGGGCCUUCUCCUGCAACUACCCAAACCAUGUAGCUGUAGUCCUUAAGCGCUUAAACAGCUCAUUUCGGUCACAUCCAUGUCUGCUGAAAAAUAAGCUGUUGUAUUCACCACUGGGUAAAAUAUUCAUCCUCCAACCCGAUGAGAAGACAUCUCCUCCACAUCCUUUACUCCCUCGAGGAAGUGCCUUCUAUGCCCUGGACAAUACUAAAGGUGGAUAUUCUCCAAGUGUUCUUAGAACCUUCCUGAAUCAACCACACCCUAUUGAUACACUAAGUGAUCCAACAGCAUAUGGUUCAGAAGGCACAAUCCUAAGAGACCACGACUCCAGCAACUACCUCAAAGCCAUCAACGGAGUCUUGAGGAAACAUUCAAAGAUUACCGUUGGCAGAAUGAGGAAGCAAAGGAUUAAUCAGUUGUGGCCUCUGUUGACAUCACCAUCUCCACACUCUUGGAGCCAUGAACAGAACUUGGAGAGAUGCAGCUUGAGGACAAAGGAGAUAGUUACAGGGGUUUAAAGAAAAGCCUUUCUUUUGAGGUUCCCACAGAUCAUGAUCAUGAUCAAAUUAAUUAAAAUCAUGGAAUUGAUUAGCAAACUACAUCAUUUUAUUCUAUGUACAUCCCUAAAUAACUAGUGUAGUAUGUAUCCAUUAUUCCAUAUUUGAAAACCUUGUGCAUAUAAAUGUCGAUAAGUCCUAUAGAAAAUAGAACAAAAUUGUCUACUGGUUUUCCAUGAAGCAAUCUAGUACUAUCUUGUUACUGCCAUUGAGAA